AUGUCUCUCUACGCCUCAGUAACUACCUAUCCGCCGCUCUCGCAGCUGACCGUCAUCCCUACACCAUCGCCAUCAGCUGCUUCACCUCUUGCAUUCACAGCUCUCCUCAGCACUCACCGCGACCGCCCAAACUACCCUUUCAUUGUGCACCUGCACUAUACCCCCACCAGUGCCCCCACAGCUCCGCCCUCACAGUGGCCUUAUACCACCCUCACUGAGAGCGCCGCCGACAGCGACAGAGAUGUAAUCCUAGCAUUCGUCCGAACAGAAGCAGAGGCCAAUGCAGAGCGCCGACGUGUGUACCGUGGCGUCCUCCCUCCCACGAGCGGCGCUGAGGGCGUGUCGAAAGGCCAAGGCGGGAAUGAGGCAGCUGGUGGAAGGAGGCUGAAGUUCGCGCUCCGCUACAAGAUCGACCAGUACGCGGGCUGGCGUUGGGCAGAGAGCUAUGGCGGCGUAAGCGUCGGCGAGGUCCUGUUCUCCUCCUCAUUACCGCAGAAUGUCGAAGAAGAGCAGCACGUACGGACUCUGCUGGGCGUUACGGAUGGCUGGACGAUUACAUCGUGUGACAGCGCCGCACCUGCGACUAACGCAUCCAUAUUCGAGGUCACAAGUGAUACAGAACAUAUACCUAAGGUCCCGGACGGCACGCCAGCAUUUGGCUCGGAAUUGGCCGGGAAGGUGCUCGGGAAGGUCAGAGGCCAGGUAAGGUAUAUGGGGCUGGUGCGGCUGGAGCCGUAUUGGCUGGGUGUGCAGCAUUCCGCAUCCCAGGGCGGCGAAGAAGGGUUCUUCGACAUGAGCAUGGAUGGACUGUUGGUUUGCUGGUUGCUGGAAGAUGGGCGGGUGUUGGGCGUGCUGGCUUGGGCGGGCGAAGGAGUCUACGAGGUCAUACGUGCGGGGAAUGGCGGGGAGGUUGUGGUUGCCGCAAGGAACGAUACGACUGAGGAGAAGGGGUGGGGCGUGUUGGUCGGCGUUGGGAACGACCUUGAGGGCGUGGUGGCUGGCGUGAUGGCGGAGGCCAAGAGGCGAGCAGUGGAUGGUGAAGAAAUGAAGCGACUGUUGAGCCGGGUCGAGGAGGUGGGCAGAAGAGAGGAGUGGGCUGGCGAGGACUGGUUUGACGGAUUGGCGUACUGCACAUGGAACGGAUUGGAUAUGCAUCGAUGCGACGAAAAGGCCGUGCUCGAGGGUUUGGCCAAGCUUGACAGCGAGGGCGUCAAGAUUGAGACUUUCCUGCUGGACGACUGCUGGCAGAGUCUGGGCGACCACAAGAUUGGAUCAGAUGGCAACGAGUGGGCUGGCUGGGACAAAUUUGAACCCAACGACAAUUUCCCGCGCGGUCUCAAGCCUCUCAUCGACGAAAUUCGAUCCAAGCACCAAAACAUCAAGUCGUUCGGUAUCUGGCACGCCCUUUUUGGCUACUGGGGCUGCAUCAACCCGAAUGGCGACAUUGCCUCCAACUACAAGACUCGCCAGAUCCGAACAAAGGUGAUCGGUAACAUCUCAAGAACGGCUGUGAUUGUGGACCCCUCUGAUAUUGAUCGGUUCUACGAUGAUCUCUAUGCAUGGUUGAAAGGGCAAGGCGUAGAUUUCGUCAAGACGGACGUGCAGCACAUGCUGAGCAUGCUAGAGGACGCGAAGGACCGCGAAGAGAUCCCGACCGCCUACCAGCGAGCAUGGACUACAGCUGUGUGUAAGCACUUCCAGGGCAAGGCCAUAUCCUGCAUGUCCCAAACGCCGCAAACCAUGCUGCACAGCCUGCUCCAAGACAGGACCCCCAAAGUCAUGCACCGCAACAGCGACGACUUCUACCCCGACAUCACCGACUCGAACCCCUGGCACAUCGUGGUCAACGCGCACAACGCCCUCCUCGACCGCCACCUCAACGUCAUCCCCGAUUGGGACAUGUUCCAGACCUCGCACCCCUGGUCCAGCUACCACGCCGCCGCCCGCGCCAUCUCCGGCGGACCCAUCCUCAUCACCGACAUCCCAGGCCGGCACGAUCCGGAGCUCAUUGCCGCCAUGACGGCUGCGAAUCCCGCUGGCACGCUGAUUGCCCUGAGGCCCAGGCCGGCGGCGGUCACGGAUCCGUGGCGGAGGUAUGCGGAUGGGGAGCUGUGUAAGAUUGGGACGGGCGUGGGUGGGGGCAAGGGCGCGGUGGGGUUGUUAGGUGUGUUUAAUAUUGUUGAGGGGGAGGUCAGUGAGCUGCUGUCCGUUGAUGAGUUCCCGGAUGUCGAGGCGCAGGAGGUGGUGGUGACGAGUCAGCGAACGGGGCAGGUGCUUGGGCCCCUGAAGAGAUCUGGGGGUGCUUUGGUCGGUGUGGCUGUGGCGGGGAGAGGGUGGGACAUCUUGACGGCGGCGCCGGUGUUGCAGGGAGGAGGGGUGUCGUUGGCGGUAAUGGGAUUGCGGGGAAAGAUGAGUGGUGCGGCUGCUGUGACGAGGCAGGCUGUCAGUGGGUCAGGGGAUGGGGCGAAGGUGAAGUUGGCGCUGAAGGCGCUGGGGAGGCUGGGCUUGUGGGUCGGCAAGGAAGGUGUUGUUGUCAAAGACGUGGUCGUAGAGGGCAAAAAGGUCAAGGAAGAGUAUGUCUCGUCGAAGAAGCAGCAUCAGGGAACGGUCUUUGAAGUGGAUCUGCUUAAGUAUUGGGAGGAUCACAACUUGUGGAGCGUGGCAGAAGAGCUGGAAGUGGAAGUGAGCAUUGGCUAG
Molecule: messenger RNA, 2697 nt
Organism: Cyphellophora europaea CBS 101466
Lineage: Eukaryota; Fungi; Ascomycota; Eurotiomycetes; Chaetothyriales; Cyphellophoraceae
Exons: 3
Coding region: 1-2697 (898 amino acids)
Source: RefSeq, a predicted model, not a curated record